Molecule: messenger RNA, 1866 nt
Organism: Thyridium curvatum
Lineage: Eukaryota; Fungi; Ascomycota; Sordariomycetes; Thyridiales; Thyridiaceae
Exons: 6
Coding region: 1-1866 (621 amino acids)
Biological process (GO): DNA-templated transcription
Cellular component (GO): nucleus
Molecular function (GO): zinc ion binding; DNA binding
Source: RefSeq, a predicted model, not a curated record
AUGGCCGCCAUCAAUGCAUCACUCCGGCUCCUGGUUGAUCUGUACUUCAAGCGAGCACAUCGAAAAGCAUGUUUUGGCUUCAUCCACAAGCCUUCAUUCAUGCAGGCGCUUGAUCGAGGAACUCUAAUUGAAGACUAUGGCGAGGGUCUGAUCAACAUGGUUCUUGCUUUCGGCGCAAGAACACACUACCAUGACAACUUUGACCAGUUUAUGCAAUCUCCUCAACAGACACCGGGCGCUUUGUGGGCCGCCCGAGCUCGGGAGAUCAGCUUCAGAGAGAUCGCUGAUCCUAAACUUGUCACGCUCAUGACGCUUCUUCUGUUAUGCGAGUACUCUCUCCAUGAAGAUCAAUCCGCCCUUGCGUUUACCAUCAUUGCUUGCUGCUACCGUCUCAUGCGCCUCUUCGGCUUGGACUCGCCAAAGACUCCUGGGCAGCGGUUUUCUCCAUCGGAGUGGAUUCGCAUAGAGUCAGAAAGACGUGUGCUGUGGUCCUGCUUCAUCUUGGAUAGCAUGGUCGGGUCCGGUGUUGACGCCAAUCUUCAUUGGAAGCAGGAUUUUCCUCACAUCCCCCUUCCCUGCACGGAGCCCUUGUACAUUACCCAGGUGCCUCCACGCCCCGAUGAAGUCUUUACUAUGGACGCAUUUCAUGUUGCAGAGAGUAUCCGGCAGAUGAAUCUGAGGUCGCACAUGAUAUAUCUCGCUCACCUGCGCACCCAGGCUCUUAGGCUGAACCGGCAAUGGGAUCAAAGUUGCGAGGUCUGGCGAUCUGAGUCCCGAUUUAUGAAGCUGCUUCAUCAGCUCGAGGUCUGGUAUGAUAACCUACCCGAGCAGCUUUUCGUCAAUGAGUCGAAUGCAUAUAUCCACCGGGAGCUUAACAUUGGCGAGGCCGUGUACUGUCUGCAUUUCCUGUACAACUCUGUCGUCUGCGACUUGACGAGGGUGUGUCUCCCUGGCUACGGCUUCCCUCUGGCCGCUGCAUUCCACGAUGCGCCAGCUCCAUUCCGCAGACAGUGCCAAGACCGCUGUCGCUUUCACGCAGACGAGAUUAUUCGACUGGUCAGAGAUGUCUGCAGCCAGCCUAAGGAGUUGUUGGAUGACCAUCAUUGUAUGAUGGCUACCUACGAGGCGACGAAGAUCCAAAUCAUUCAUACAACUACGGUGACAACCAACAGUCUCGAAGAGAGGCAAAAGGCUGUAGAGAACAUUCGAGUUGCUAUGAAGUUCCUGGAGAUGAACCACUGGAAGAAGCAUGAGGAGAACAAGAUCGUGAGUGACCCAAGUCAGCGUCCAGCCAAUCUAGGACAUCUAACAACAGGGAUGGCUAGCAUCGAGCGCUCAUACCACUACUCUCCCGAUUUGGCUUUCAUGAGCUGGUGUCAGAAUGGAGAUCAUCACGAAGUUCCGUGUAUUACGACCGGCGAAGAACAAGGUGAAGUCAGCGGCCCGACGGAUACAGAGUACCUCAACAAGCUCUCCACCUUCCGAGUAGCCAAAUCGAAAGCAACACAACAACAGGCGCAAGCUCAGACGCCGCGCCAGGGCAACGACGCAGCGGAGAGCGACACCAUGGGAAGCCCCUCCAGCAUGCGCACCCUGCCGCCCGUGAUAUCGCCCGCAGGACCUGCUCCCGUGCCUAUUCAGGAGUCUUUAGGUGAGGCACAUGAGGCUACUAUUGUGGAGGCCUCAUCUGCACCCAGUUUGUUCCCGGUGCCCGGCGAAUACGCCGGGGGUAUCUCGCUGCUCAAUCCACAGGAGCCGUCGGCCGAGGAAUACAUUAGGAUUGCGGACGAGAUGUCCAAUUUUAUCACGUUCCCAGAGACGUCAUCGAUGUGGUUUGACUUUGAACCAAACCCAUAUAGUGGAUGA